This is a messenger RNA of Sebastes umbrosus (honeycomb rockfish), 6807 nucleotides long. RefSeq names its product adhesion G protein-coupled receptor L1a (gene adgrl1a). The record is from RefSeq and is a predicted model, not a curated record. The transcript has 25 exons. Bases 936 to 5525 code for a protein of 1529 amino acids. Gene Ontology annotation, cellular component: axon; postsynaptic density; presynaptic membrane. Lineage: Eukaryota; Metazoa; Chordata; Actinopteri; Perciformes; Sebastidae. Gene Ontology annotation, molecular function: carbohydrate binding; G protein-coupled receptor activity; latrotoxin receptor activity. Gene Ontology annotation, biological process: adenylate cyclase-activating G protein-coupled receptor signaling pathway; heterophilic cell-cell adhesion; cell surface receptor signaling pathway.
GUGCGUGAAAGGGCGAUGAUGAAUGCGCUAUAGGUUGUAAUAGGCCUGAUGCAGAACUGCAGUGGUCGAGAUGUAGCGUGUGAAUGUGAAUGGUCCUGAUGAGAGAGCUGCGCGCUGCCUGGGAGACUAGAGACGAGUGAUCCGCUCGGUGCGUCAGGACGCACAACAGAUACCCGCAGAUGGCCUGUGCACACUAUCCCACUUCCAACGGGUGAUUUAGAGCUGCUUUUGAUUUUGUGAGUGAGACUACAUCACAUGAAGGUGAAGAGUUUGAGAAAAGGACGCACAUACACAGCAGAGAAUCAUCCAAGAAGAUUUGUGUUACGCAGACGGUUUUGCAAACGGUGGCACAUUCGCUCACCGACGGACGACUACACAACUUGAGCUUCAUAUUCAACCUCUCCAGCUUUGACAUUCACAGCUUAACGUUGUCGCAUGUUAUCGCAGUUGUUCAGCAGGACAAUGAUGUCGUCGCUGUUAUUUAUUUUGAUGCCCACACGGGCGCAUUUUCGUGAGAAUCUGCUCUGUCCGUGAGGAUUUCUCUCCAUCACUGUCUCUCUCUGCCUUUUUAUCACAUUGUUUUUUUGUUUUUUUUUAAAUCGGGUGGAUUUUUUUUUUCUCGUCGGUUUGUCUUUAAGAUAGCAGGCUAUUAAUUUUUAAUUCUUAUGCAUCCGCACGAAGACGGGACCAGAGAGGAGAAAACGAGUGAUAACCAGAGAGGAGGAGAGGAGGAGGAGGAGAAGUGAGGAGGCAAGAAUGAAUGAGACACACUGAGCAACCAAGGAGAUUGGGAGGAAUCAAGGAUCACCCUCCGGGAGGGUGUAAGCUGAGGAGGUGCCGCCCCGCUCACCUGUGCCUGCUGCUGACCGCCUCUACGCUUUAGCGCCGCCCCCUCGCCCUGCCUCCCCCCCCACCCCCGCUGGUCAGCCUCCAACAUGGCUCUAGCAGUCUGGAUCAUCAUCACCUGCGCUGUGGCUUUCAGCAACGUUGCUCCGUCUGCACCAGCUCUGAGCCGGUCAAUGAUGCCCUUCGGCUUGAUGCGUCGGGAGCUGGCGUGCGAGGGCUACCCGAUCGAGCUGCGCUGCCCUGGGAGCGACGUCAUCAUGAUUGAGACGGCCAACUACGGCCGCACCGAUGACAAGAUCUGCGACGCCGACCCCUUCCAGAUGGAGAACGUGCAGUGCUACCUGCCCGACGCCUUCAAGAUAAUGUCACAGAGGUGUAACAACCGCACCCAGUGUGUGGUGGUGGCGGGGUCGGACGUGUUCCCAGACCCCUGCCCGGGGACCUACAAGUACCUGGAGAUCCAGUACGAGUGUGUCCCCUACAUCUUUGUGUGUCCGGGGACACUGCUGCGGGUUCAGGCGGCCAGCUCUCUGCAGGAGGCGGAGCACCAGGCAGGGGCGUGGUGUAAGGACCCGCUGCAGUCUGGGGACCGGCUGUACGUCAUGCCCUGGACCCCCUAUCGCACCGACAUGCUGUACGAGUAUGCCUCCUGGGAAGACUUCAAACAGAACCGAGCCACCACCACCUACAAGUUGCCCAACAGAGUUGACGGCACGGGGUUCGUAGUGUAUGACGGCGCGGUGUUUUACAACAAAGAGCGCACGCGAAACAUCGUCAAGUACGACCUGCGGACGCGCAUCAAGAGCGGCGAGGCCAUCAUCACAAACGCCAACUACCACGACACCUCCCCCUACCGCUGGGGAGGGAAGUCGGACAUUGACCUGGCUGUGGACGAGAACGGCCUCUGGGUGAUCUACGCCACCGAGUCCAACAACGGACGACUGGUAGUGAGCCAGGUGAAUCCUUACACCCUGCGCUUUGAAGGUACCUGGGAGACCAGCUUUGACAAGAGGAUGGCAUCCAACGCCUUUAUGGCGUGCGGUGUGCUCUACGCGGUGCGGUCUGUCUACCAGGACGAUGACAGCGAAGCAGGCGGCGACCUGGUGAUGUACGCCUACAAUACGAACCGAGCCCGCGAGGAGCCUGUCAACAUCGCUUUCCCCAACCCCUACCAGUAUAUUUCCUCUGUGGACUACAACCCUCGAGACAACCAGCUUUAUGUCUGGAACAACUACAAUGUGCUGCGCUACCCGCUGGAGUUUGGACCACCAGACCCCACCACGGGCCCUCUGACCACCACUCAAUUGACCACCACCCCGGCAGUUAGGCCCUUCACGUCCAGCGCCAGCCCCUCUACCGCCCGUCCUGUGGCCCCCACCUCGCGCCCAAUCGGCUCCAUCAACAAGCAACCUGAUCUUCGCCCAAUCACAGCUACUGUGCCCGUCACCCGCCGGCCAUCCCGCCCCUCUCCUGAAGGCCCGGAGGCCCCUGUCUGUGAGGCCAAGAUGGUCCGCGGUGUCCCGUGGCCCGCCACGCAGCGAGGAGAAACAGUGGACCGCCCAUGUCCCAAAGGAUCUCUAGGCAUCGCUUCGUUCCAGUGCUUGGAGGAGCAGGUCAUGUGGAACCCGCGGGGUCCUGACCUGAGUAACUGCACCUCCCCGUGGGUCAACCAGGUGGCCCAGAAGAUAAAGAGCGGCGAGAAUGCGGCCAACAUAGCUGGAGAGCUGGUGAACCACACCCGGGGUCGGAUCCAAGCCGGAGACGUCAGCUCGUCCGUGCGACUCAUCGAGCAACUGCUGGACAUACUGGACGCCCAGCUUCAAGCUCUGAGGCCCGGAAACAAGGAGUCAGCUGCACGAAACUACAACAAGCUCCAGAAGCGAGAGCGGACCUGUCGGGCCUACAUCCAGGCGGUGGUGCAGACGGUGGACAACUUGCUGCGUCCCGAGGCCCUGGAGUCGUGGCAGGACAUGAACAGCACAGAGCAGGCCCACACCGCCACCAUGCUACUGGAUGUCGUGGAAAAAGGAGCUUUCCUGCUGGCCAACAACAUGUACGGGAUUCGCUUUACUGACCGAGCGCCCAGCAUUGAUCUGGAGGUGCACGUUCUAAACACAGAGAUGGACCAGCAGGACUUGUCCUUCCCACAGAAUUACGCCAGCGACAGCACCAUCCAGCUCUCAGCCUCCACUAUCAAGCAGUACAGUCGCAACGGACAAGUCAAGGUGGUGUUCAUUCUAUAUAAAAACUUGGGCUCCUUCCUGUCCACUGAGAACGCCACUGUGAAGAUGGAGGCGGACGGGCCGGGCCACGAUAAGCGGCUCCUGGCGGUCAACUCCCAUGUAAUCGCUGCCUCCAUCAACAAAGAGUCCAGCAGAGUGUUUCUCAUUGAGCCGGUGGUCUUCACACUCAAACACCUACAGCUGGAGAAUUAUUACACUCCAAAUUGCUCCUUCUGGAACUACUCGGAGCGCUCCAUGACGGGCCAGUGGUCGUCCCAGGGCUGCAAGCUGCUGGACACCAACAGCACGCACACCACCUGCUCCUGCAGCCACCUCACCAACUUCGCCGUGCUCAUGGCUCACAACGAGCCCGAUUACCAGGGGCGAAUGCAUGAACUGAUCCUGUUUGUGAUCACCUGGGUGGGCAUUGUCAUCUCCCUAGUGUGUCUAGCCAUCUGCAUCUCCACUUUCUGCUUCCUGCGGGGCCUGCAGACCGACCGCAACACCAUCCACAAGAAUCUCUGCAUCAAUCUCUUCAUCGCCGAGCUGCUCUUCCUCAUCGGCAUCGACAAGACAGAAUACCAUAUUGCCUGUCCCAUCUUUGCUGGCCUUCUGCAUUUCUUCUUCUUGGCUGCCUUCUCCUGGAUGUGUCUGGAGGGUGUGCAACUCUAUCUCAUGCUGGUGGAGGUCUUUGAGAGCGAGUACUCCCGCAAAAAGUACUACUAUCUGUGCGGUUACUGCUUCCCCGCACUGGUGGUGGGCAUCUCGGCGGCCGUAGACUACAGGAGCUAUGGGACCAAGAAAGCAUGCUGGCUGCGAGUGGAUAACUACUUCAUCUGGAGCUUCAUUGGACCCGUUUCAUUCGUUAUUAUGCUCAACCUCAUUUUUCUCAUGAUCACUUUACACAAAAUGAUCCGCAACUCCUCAGCACUCAAACCUGACUCCAGCCGCCUGGAUAACAUUAAAUCAUGGGCUCUGGGGGCCAUCGCUCUGCUCUUCCUGCUGGGGAUGACGUGGGCCUUUGGCCUCCUCUUUAUCAAUGAGAACACGGUCAUCAUGGCCUACCUCUUCACCACCUUCAACGCCUUCCAGGGCAUGUUCAUCUUCAUCUUCCACUGCGCUCUGCAGAAGAAGGUCCAUAAGGAGUACAGUAAGUGUCUGCGUCACUCCUACUGCUGCAGCCGCACCUCCACCACCAGCUCCCACGGCUCCCUGAAGAACUCGGGCCUGCGUGCCAACAACCGCUACUACAGCGGCAGCCAAGCUCGCCACGCAGCGGCCCACCGACAGAGUCGAAUCCGCAGGAUGUGGAACGACACGGUUCGAAAGCAGACGGAAUCUUCUUUCAUGGCGGGGGAUAUCAAUAGCACCCCGACACUCAACCGCGCGACCAUGGGCAACCACCUUUUGACGAACCCGGUGUUACAGACUCGAACUGGUACCUCUCCUUACAACACUCUGCUGGCUGAGAGCUUCACCCCGCCCUCACCAGGCGUCUUCAACUCCACCGGAACCUUUCGUGAUCCAAAGAGCACGCUAUCAAAGGCCCGCGACCCCUGUGGGAUGGAAACCCUGCCCUUGAAUGGUAACUUCAACAACAGCUACUCCCUGCGCAGUGGCCCAGGGGGCGUAGGCGGGGGCAGCUGUGACUUCCUUGGCAGCGGGGGAGGAGACAGUCCCCCGCCCCUCCUCAAUCCCCGCGGCUCAGAGGCGCUGGGAGGCGGAGGCAUCCGACGAAACCUGUCCGACGCCGCCGCCUUCGAGAAAAUGAUCAUCUCUGAGCUUGUGCACAACAACCUGAGAGGUGGCGUUGGAGUUGGAGGAGGGAGUGGAGGAGGAGGAGGAGACGUAGGGGACAGGGUGUGUGGCAGCCUGGCUAGGGGGCGUCCUCACGGCGGGGUCGGUCGGGGGACGACGGGGCCCGGGCCGGAGCCGUCUCUGAGCAUGGAUGAAGACGAGGACUUUAUGAGGGAGGGGCGGCAGCGCACCCCGCAGGAUGUGGAGCUGCUUUAUAAAGCUCUGGAGGAACCCCUGCUGUUGCAGCGAGCCCAGUCGGUCCUCUACCAAAGCGACCCGGAGGAGUCAGAGAGCUACACGGCCGACCUCACCGAGAGCCUGGGUCACAGCGGCCACAGUGGCCAGAGCGCCGGUGGGCAGGCAGGCGGCAGAGCGCCAGACUCCCCUGCCCGCGACUCCCUGUACACCAGCAUCACCAACCUGCGAGACUCACCCUACCCCGACAGCAGCCCCGAGCCCCUGGAGGUCGUCCCCCGUUCGGCCCAGCCCCCCGAGGAGCUGUACUACAGCUCCGGGAGGCCCGCCCUGGGUUCCCGUGGGGCCCCCAUGCAGACCUUCUACCAGGCCCACCCCCGGAGACCGAGCGGGGAGGGACACCAGGCCCAGGAGCCUGCCCACAGUGAGGGAGACGGACAGAUGCAGCUGGUCACCAGCCUGUGACUGGAGCCCGAAGGAGGAAGUUGGAGACUAAUGUGACGGCCAAAGCCGCCUCCUAGCCCGCCUCGUUCUCGCGUCUCUCCACGUUCUGCUUGUUUGGUUGCCUUUCUUUCUCUUGACUUUUAUUUCGCUAACAGACGAGCAAACAGAGUGACCUUCGGGGGGAGUCGCGGCUGCAGAAUCAGCCUUUAAUUUUAACCCUCUUACGGAGACGUGUGAUGGGUGUUUUUUCCCCCAGUCCCCCUUGGUACCCCCAAGGCCAAGUCCAGCACUCUGAAUGUACCGAUCCACCCCCCCUUUACCUUCAGAUAUUUCAAAACUUUAAAACUUUGUUAAAGUUUUUUUUAUGUAAUUUCUCUUCAGACCUGCCUCCGGAGAUGGGAAUAUCAUUUUAUAUUUUAUCUCAUUUCCCUUUCGUACCAUCCAUAGGUCCUUUUUGAGUCAUCAUUUGAUAGGAGUAGUUAGCUGUGGAGACGGGGAAUAUAGUACACUAUUAUAACCUAAAAAAAUGUCUCACAGAAUGCUCUUCAUUGUUGCCAAAAAUAUCUUUUAUUGAGCCAGGACAGAAACUAGAACAUUCACAACACACACACACACACACACACACACACACACACGCACACACACACACAUACGCUCACUCAUCCAGAAGUGCUCAUUACUGAACAUCAAAAGUGAAAACAGUACUCCAUCUAAGUAAAAGGGAACAAGAGCUUUUGUUCCGAGCAGGCAGUGGGAGCUGAUUCAGAGUAGUUGCCUUCAUUUUCUCUUGCUGUGAAUCGACGACUAUGUACAGAAGUGGAGUAGAAGCAGAGACGGAGACUGAGGAGGCGCCGCACGACCUGCAUCCACAAGACUGGCUCCACUCCUCUCUCUGGUUGUUUGCUUCAGGCAUUUGAAAAGUUAAACGACUGCCUUGCUAUUGUUUUGAAGAGAGUAUUCAAUUUGUUGACUUUGGGUCUGCAUCCUCCGGGGGGGCUGCGAGAGCGGACUGGUGUCGCCCCCUCCUCCCCCCCCUCCUUGUACUUUGCUGUUAGAGCCUAGCCAGUUGACUUGUUUCCUGUGUGUGCUUGUGACAAGCAAGACUGUAAACGCCGCAACUGGUCGACCAAUUGGUAUAAGCGUGUACAUAGGAACCACACAUGAAUCUACUUUAUUCCUACUAUGUAAAUAAAGACACCAGAUGAUCAAAAGCAACAAAAAGUAACUAUGAAAAAUGACUUCUUGUACUGCAACAAACCAACGAAAGAAAAAAAUAAAAAUGUUUUGGAGUUUGUGAACUGAA